This is a messenger RNA of Wickerhamiella sorbophila, 2058 nucleotides long. RefSeq names its product Pumilio domain-containing protein C6G9.14. Gene Ontology annotation, cellular component: cytoplasm. Gene Ontology annotation, biological process: post-transcriptional regulation of gene expression. The transcript has a single exon. The record is from RefSeq and is a predicted model, not a curated record. NCBI's taxonomy places the organism in Eukaryota, Fungi, Ascomycota, Dipodascomycetes, Dipodascales, Trichomonascaceae. The coding region runs from base 1 to 2058 and encodes 685 amino acids. Gene Ontology annotation, molecular function: mRNA binding.
AUGGAAGAAGCUCGACACCGUCGUAGGCAGUCAAUGCCCACUGUAUUUCCUACUCCGCUCACCCGGGCGAUCAGUGCUGAUCAACUCAAUAGCACCCCUCCCCAAUACCCAUCCGGCUACGGUUAUUCUGAACCAGUAACUCCGCCAUGUUCCGCUUCUCAACAUCAAAGUGUACUUUUUCCCAAUAUCAAAUCUCAAUUACAGCAGCCCAAUUCGGCAAUAGCUGGAACUCCGAUUUUCCAGUUGCCCGAAGACAUGCUGGCCACCGUGCCUACCCCCGCAGGUAGCACAUCGGAUCAUGGCUAUGCUGCCCCAUACACACACGGUUAUAAUCGCAGUGCAGUGGUGGCGCCCUACAAGAGCCAUACAAGAUCGUAUUCUUACUCCCCAGACGAUGUCGCUACAGCUAUGGGCCGAGUCUCCAUUGACGGAAAUGCAUUGUCGUCCCCUUUUAAUAACGCAUUGUCCUCAUCUGCACCAUCAUACCGACCUCGAGCAUUGUCCUCAGGUGUAUUUGAUUUCCUAGAGACUUAUGAUAGCUGGAAUCGGCCACUACUUCAACAGCCCGCCUCGUCGCAAGCUGCAAUGCAGGCACCGAUGCAGCCCAGGCCCCCAUUGCCCACUCGAUCAUCCCAAGCAUCAUUAUUAUCCGUUUCGUCCGCAUCAUCGUCGAAUGUGGGUAAUGGCCACUACCUUGCAUCCCCAUUCUCCUUGAGCCGUUCUUCGACUCAGAUCUUCUCCCAACCUUUGUCGUCCUCGGUUGGACCAAUUGGCCAAGAAGCUAAUUACAACUUCCCAGCGCCUCCCCAGCCGAUGACCUCUGAACUUCAUCGUGAGCCGCUUCAAGUGAAUACCAGUGUUGGAGCUCCUGAAACUUCGCCCACCACUCCACCGAGAGUAGAUGAUGCAGACGAAUUGGGCGCCCUAUCUCGCGAAAAUAUGAACGGUUUCUUGAAAAGGCGAUCGUCCGCAGAUUCCAUGUCCCGUGGUGGUAAGGCUAUGACAUCUCCUAGCACCAAGACCAAGUCUCCUAUUCGACAGGCAAGUAGCAACUCUACAAACGGAAGUGGAAGCACCGCCGGAAAGCUGCAAGACAAGAAGCAAAUUGAAUCGCUCUCCCUGUCCGAGAUUUAUGCGUUGUGCCGGGACCAGCGUGGAUGCAGGCUCCUGCAGCGAAGACUUCAAGAGAAUAAUCCUGCUCUGGUGACCAAGAUUUUCGAGGCUACUUACAAGCACAUGGUGUCUUUGAUGUCUGAUCCGUUUGGGAACUAUUUCUGCCAGAAGUUAGUUGAAUAUUGCAGCGAGUCUCAGCUGACGUCAAUACUUGAGAUCAUUGCGCCUAGCAUGAAAGCCACCGCCUUAAAUCAGCAUGGCACAAGGGCUCUGCAACGCACGAUUGAGGUUCUCAAGCUGCCCGUUCAAGUCCAGCUAGUAGUCAAUGCGCUCGAUGGUUCUGUUGUCGAGCUCAUCCGCGAUCUCAAUGGCAACCAUGUUAUUCAAAAGAUUUUGCUUGAGUUCGACGAAAGUGGUUCUCAAUUCAUAUACAAUGCCGUGUGCCGAAACAUCAUAGAUGUGGGCAGCCAUCGCCAUGGAUGCUGUGUUCUUCAACGGUGCAUCGACUAUGCAAGCCCUACAAAUCGUCACCUGCUUGUCUCCAACAUUGUUGCGAACACUCGCACAUUGGUUUGUGACCCGUUCGGAAACUAUGUUUGCCAGUACGUUAUUGCAUUGAAUACCCCAGAAUACACUAACGCGCUUGGUGAGCAGAUGCUGGGGUCGAUCGCAGAGCUAUCGGUUCAGAAGUUCUCGUCGAAUGUAGUGGAGAAGUGUCUCCGCGCGGCGUCACCGGAGCUAGCCGAGAAGUUUGUUCACGAACUCAUCCAAUCGCGAACAUUGCAUACUCUUCUUUUGGACUCUUAUGGAAACUACGUCAUUCAGACAGCUCUUGAUUCGUGUGAUGGAGAAUCUCGGGAAAUGCUUGUGGAAACCGUUCAAACAGCACUCAAAAACACCCGCUCACCUUAUGGUCGUCGAAUCAUGUCCAAGCUCAAAGAAUGA